UAAAAUCCAUAUCUGUUAGAUAUAAAAUCAUUCUACUAAAAAAAAAAGUGAGCGCAUGCACGCAGAUGUGCAUGUUUGCAGCCCACCACUGGAGUAGGAGGGGACUGGGCGGGCCCCCAGCGUUAGGAUGACAAGGCGUACAGCUUCCAAUGCGCCGAUGGCAACAGAUAAGUAAAAAGUGAGCUCCGCGGACGCACGACAACACAGCAACUGAAGUGGAAAGCGGCUCCUGUUCUGCUCCGCGCUCUAUUUCGGACGUUACCUUAAAAAAAAAACAAAAAAAACAAAAACGGCUUCAGACAGGACAGAAUUUAAACCAACGAAGGAGAGUCUAAAAGACAGUCGUCCGCUUUUGGGUUUGGGGUCUUUUCCCACCCCUCCUCUUUAUGCCAGGGAAGUGUUGUCAAACUUUCUAACCGUAAGUGGAGAAUUUUUUUUUUUUCUUUGUCUUUGCCACCUCGAAGACUGAAUCCAGGCAAACUAAUGACGGCAGAGGUCCAGCAGCCCCCAGCGCAGCCUCCUGCCCAGAACAGCCCGAUGUCCGCGCCGGAGAAGCCGCAUGGACAGACGGUGGUGAUGGAAACCGCGUCCUCUACCACGAAAACCAAGAAGACGAACGCAGGGAUCCGGCGACCAGAGAAGCCCCCUUACUCGUACAUAGCCUUGAUAGUCAUGGCCAUCCAGAGCUCCCCAACCAAGCGGCUGACGCUCAGUGAGAUCUACCAGUUCCUACAGAGCCGCUUCCCGUUCUUCCGGGGCUCGUAUCAGGGAUGGAAGAACUCCGUGCGUCACAACUUGUCUCUGAACGAGUGCUUCAUUAAGCUGCCCAAGGGCCUGGGCCGACCGGGGAAGGGCCACUAUUGGACUAUCGACCCGGCCAGCGAAUUCAUGUUCGAGGAGGGCUCCUUCAGAAGAAGACCCAGAGGCUUCAGGCGCAAAUGCCAGGCGCUGAAGCCCAUGUACAGCAUGAUGAACGGCCUGGGAUUCAACCACAUUCCCGAGGCGUACAACUACCAGGGGAGCGGCGGGGGCCUGUCUUGUCCGCCCAACAGCCUGUCUCUGGACAGCGGGAUCGGGAUGAUGAAUGGACACUUGGCAGGUAACAUGGAUGGGAUGGGUCUGUCCGGCCACUCCAUGUCUCACUUGUCGAGCAACAGUGGACAUUCCUACAUGGGAAGUUGCACGGCGUCCACUGGGAGCGAUUACCCCCACCACGACAAUUCCGCCUCCCCGUUGCUGACCGGCGGGGGAGUCAUGGAGCCUCACCCCGUCUACUCGAGCUCGGCUUCGGCGUGGGCCUCGGCCCCGCCAGCGUCGCUCAACAACGGGGCUUCGUACAUCAAGCAGCAGCCGCUGUCUCCGUGCAACCCGGGGGCGAACAGCCUGCAGCCGAGCUUGCCCACACACUCACUGGACCAGUCGUACCUGCACCAGAACGGACACAGCAGCACAGACUUACAAGGUAUUCCUCGGUACCAUUCCCAGUCGCCCAGCAUGUGCGACCGGAAGGAGUUCGUGUUCUCCUUCAACGCCAUGACCUCCUCCGCCAUGCACUCACCGGGAAACAGCUCCUACUACCACCACCAGCAGGUCUCCUACCAGGACAUCAAGCCGUGCGUGAUGUGAACCCCGCCGGGACACGCUGCACACCGCAUGGACGGUGUGGGAAUGUGUGUGUGUGGGUGCGUGUGUGUGUGUGAGUCACUCGGACUGGAGCCAUGCAGACAGCAGCACGGGAACAGAGAAUUAAAACAACAACAAAAAUCACCACUGAGAGACUUUUGUGCUGAGGAGAGAGAGCUCCUUGCUUCCUGUAGACCGGAGUAAUUCCCUGUGUUGUUGGACACCAGACGACUGAAGCCACACAAUAAUAAAAUAAUAAUAAUAAUAUAUAAUAAAACAAACAAUUCCAUACCUUCAAAGUGGCAUAACAAAGAGAGAGAGAGAGAGAGAGAGAGAAACGUGCAGUUUGGUACUAAGUCCUGCGGAGCGGAUGACCUCUCACUUCUCACAUGUUUAAUCAUUUUUUGUAAAAUAUGCACACCUUCGUUUUUUUUUUCCGUUUAAAGUUUUUUUUUAUUAUUAUUUUUUAUUUCUAAUUUUCAUGUUGUUGACAGAUUAGCUGGAACAAAAAUACCCGGCGUUGAUUUCUGAAUAAAUAAUUAUGGACAUUGCAUAGGCCUAUAUACUGUACGUCCAUACUGUAUACUGUGUAAAAAAAAAAAAAAAAAAAAAAAUUGGCACUUUUUGAAUCGCCUAUAAGCGCAACUUUUUAUUUAUUCUCCAGGCCUGUAUUUUCAGUUUCCGGCGAACUGGCCAAGGAGUUCCGUGCUUUAUUGGCAAUAUUUGUCAAGAUGCGUGUUAUUUGUUUUUUU
Messenger RNA from Xiphophorus couchianus (Monterrey platyfish), 2375 nucleotides. RefSeq names its product forkhead box F1 (gene foxf1). Lineage: Eukaryota; Metazoa; Chordata; Actinopteri; Cyprinodontiformes; Poeciliidae. Gene Ontology annotation, biological process: animal organ morphogenesis; regulation of transcription by RNA polymerase II. Gene Ontology annotation, molecular function: RNA polymerase II cis-regulatory region sequence-specific DNA binding; DNA-binding transcription factor activity, RNA polymerase II-specific. The record is from RefSeq and is a predicted model, not a curated record. The transcript has 2 exons. Gene Ontology annotation, cellular component: nucleus. The coding region runs from base 484 to 1626 and encodes 380 amino acids.